This is a messenger RNA of Danio aesculapii, 2048 nucleotides long. RefSeq names its product MFSD2 lysolipid transporter B, sphingolipid (gene mfsd2b). Gene Ontology annotation, biological process: carbohydrate transport. Gene Ontology annotation, cellular component: membrane. Bases 41 to 1696 code for a protein of 551 amino acids. The transcript is spliced from 14 exons. Gene Ontology annotation, molecular function: sphingolipid intramembrane carrier activity; symporter activity. The record is from RefSeq and is a predicted model, not a curated record. Lineage: Eukaryota; Metazoa; Chordata; Actinopteri; Cypriniformes; Danionidae.
CUGUGUAACUCUGCCCAUUCUCUGCUUCUGCAGUAUGUGAAUGAACACAGCUGUAACGCGCUCUGAGAAGCCCGAGAGUUUAUCUGCCGUCUCUGUACUGGCUGCCAUGGCCAAGGGUGAAAAAGCCCGGGUCACAUCAGGGGAUAAACUCAUGAUGAAGCACCCUGAACCUGCUUUCACUAAGGUCCCGCCACAGACUCUUCUAGAUCAAAAGCUCUCGGUGUGCAGUAAACUAUGUUUCGCCAUUGGAGGAGCACCCAAUCAGGUCGCAGGAAGCGCAACAGCAUUUUUCCUCCAGAUAUAUCUGCUCGACAUUGCACAGAUUAACCCAUUCCAGGCUUCCAUGGUGUUGUUUGUUGGUAAGGCCUGGGGUGCAGUGACCGACCCUAUCGUGGGAUUCUUCAUUACUAAGAGCAAAUGGACAAAGAUCGGCCGACUUAUGCCAUGGAUGGUGGGCUGCACUCCAUUCAUGGUGGUCUCCUAUUUCUACCUUUGGUUUGUUCCACCUUUUACCAACAGGAGGUUCGUCUGGUAUCUGGGCUUUUACUGCCUCUACCAAACUCUCAUCACAUGUUUCCACGUGCCUUAUUCUGCUCUGACCAUGUUCUUGAGCACUGACCAGCGCGAGCGAGACUCAGCUACAGCUUACCGUAUGACAGUGGAGGUUUUGGGGACUCUGGUGGGCGCCGCCAUUCAGGGUCAGAUAGUAGCAAGCGCACACACUCUGAAGCACUGUCCACAUCGCAACCUAACAGCCGCUCACCUGACCAACAGCAGCGGCACUGAGAUCAUCAGAUCACUGGCUCUGUCACAGGACUUCCUGUCACAUGCUAAGGAAGUGUACAUGAUCGCCGCCGGAGUGAUCGGUGGCCUGUUUCUGGUUUGUACGGUGGUCAUGUUUUUGGGAGUCAAAGAGAGAGAUGAUCCCUAUGCUCCUAAAACGGACAAGGCUAUUCCUUUCCACAAGGGCUUUAUUUUAGUCAUGAAACAUGGGUCCUACCUCACACUGACAGCAUCUUUCCUUUUCAUAUCUGUGGCCAUCCAGCUGAUUCAGAGUAACUUCGUGCUGUUCUGCACAUAUGCAGUGGAGCUGAGGGAUCACUUUCAGAAUAUCGUUUUGACCAUUCUGAUGUCGGCAGCAGUGAGCAUCCCGUUCUGGCAGUGGUUUCUUGAGAAGUUUGGGAAGAAGACGGCAGCUUUCUGCGGCAUAACAUGGAUCAUGCCAUUUACAGUGAUGCUGGUGUUCAUCCCGAAUUUAAUAGUGGCGUAUGUGGUGGCCGUAUCAUCUGGACUCAGUGUGGCCGCUUCUCUCCUCUUACCAUGGUCAAUGUUACCCGAUGUAGUCGAUGACUUCAGACUGGCGAACCGCAACUCAAAGGGACACGAGGCCAUCUUCUACUCUCUAUACGCUUUCUUCACCAAGUUCGCUGCAGGCAUUUCUCUCGGAGUUUCCACACUGUGUUUACAGUUUGCAGGUUAUGACACCGGAGCAUGUCGACAGCCUCCUCCAGUGGUUUACACACUGAAGCUGCUCAUCGGCGCAGCCCCAGUGGCCUGCAUCACCACCGGCCUCAUGAUCCUCGUGGUUUAUCCAAUAAGCGAAGACGUCCGGUUACGAAACAAAGUCGCUCUGGAGGAACUCAGAAAGCAGAGCAUCACGUGUAAAACCCUGCGAGCUGAUCUGAGCAGCGUGUGACGUCUUCAGACAGCAGAUCCUGAUAUUCCAGCUCUGCGCUGGGAUGAGCUGUUAGUGUAUAUUACACUGUGUGACAUAGAUCAUGUUUUACUGUAAACAUCUCAGUUUGCUUCUGUAUCCAGUCCGUUUCUGUAUUUUCACAUGAACAUAUAUAGCCACAUAUACAGUUUUACGCUAAUUUAUACACAUUGAUGAACUACACAUACAUAUAUAUAUAUCAUAUAUCAGGAUUUCCUGAGGGAAAACACACUGAUAAUAUAUUGCUUAAAUUGUAUUAGUGAUUAUAAUUAAUAUCGAAUGACUUACUGAAUUCCUGCAUUAAUAAAACUUGUGCUGGUUCACGUACUAUACA